AUGGGUCAGCAGAGAGAGAGGGUCAAAUUUGUGGCUUCAAAAUGGCCACGAAUUGUUGGGAUACCUGUGGCUGUGAUGGUUUUGCUCUACUUCUUCCCUAUCCUAAUCCCAGCACUGCUUGCCGGUGGAGUCGUGGCUGCUUUUCUCUACAAAAACAAGCCAUGCGACCCUGAAGAUGUGCGUAAAUUUUUCGAAGGGUUCCGUAUUGGCGGACAUCGCGGUGCUCCCACAUCGUUUCCCGAGAAUGGCAUGGCCGGAUUCAAUCAGGCAAAAGUAGAUGGGGCUGAUCUGAUCGAAUUCGAUGUGGCGCUGACGAAAGACGGUGAAGCCGUGCUCCUACAUGACGACGACCUGGAUCGAACCACCAACCUCACUGGUCCGAUACGUGAUAAGACUCUGGCUCAGCUUGCCCGUGCUAAUAUUAGUGCCCACUUCACCAGAUCAACGUACCAUUGCUUUUUUGCUUGCUGUCAACGCGGUGACAGGUUCGCGUCUCAGUGA
This is a messenger RNA of Cylicostephanus goldi, 501 nucleotides long. The record is from the annotation of a GenBank genome assembly. NCBI's taxonomy places the organism in Eukaryota, Metazoa, Nematoda, Chromadorea, Rhabditida, Strongylidae.